UACAAGAUGGCGGCGUCCGGUGGCGGCACGGAAGGAACGGAGGAGGCGGCGGGGUUGGUCCUGGGGCGGUUGGAGGAGGAGGCGCUGAAGCGGCGGGAGCGGCUCCGGGCCCUGAGGCAGCGAACGCUGCAGAACAAGGAGAGCGCGGAGCCGGAAUCCAAAAUUCCCAGGGAAGAUGAGGAAGAGGAGCCGGUCAAGCACAGGGAGAUCAAGCUGCGGAAUUACGAUCCCGAGGAUGAGGAGCUGAAGAAGAGGAAGCUGCCCCCGGCCAAACCGGCUUCAGUGGAGGAGACGGUGAAGGAGCAGCUGGAAGCGGCCAAGCCGGAGCCCAUCAUCGAUGAGGUGGACCUGGCAAAUUUGGCUCCCAGGAAACCCGACUGGGAUUUGAAGCGGGACGUGUCCAAGAAGCUGGAAAAGCUGGAGAAGAGGACGCAGCGAGCCAUCGCGGAGCUGAUCCGUGCGUUCCGGAGCCGCGGGAACGGGGGAUGGCUCAUUCCAGAGGGAUCCCGGGAUCCGCGCUGGGAGCUCUGGGCCGGGGAGGAGAGCGCCUGAAGGGGCAGGAGGAGGAGCUGGCCUCGGCCGUGGGAUCCGCAAAGCAGGACGGGAGCGACUCCGACUGAGGAGAAUCCAUCGGGAAUGGGAUCCGGAUCUGCCUCGUGCCGGCCCCGUGGCCCUCCCCGCUCAUCCCUCUUCCCAAAAUUCCCCAAUCCUGGGAUCGUGGGGGGUUGAUGGGAGCUGGACAGACCCUCCCCAGUUCGCUGGAACUUCCUUGGAGCAAGAAAAAGUGGGAAAACUCUGGGCUGGGGUUGGAAAAAUCAAUCCAGACUCGCUGGGAAAGGAGGGAGAUUCCAACAGCCCUUGGAAAAUCAGGAUCAUUUCCCAGGGAUUGGUUCCUGUGCAGAGACUCCUCGAGGUUCUGAGGGUUCGGGAAUAUCCACGGCCAGCCCUGGAAUUCCCAUGGGAAGGCUUGGGAAUCGUUGGCUGCUCCGCAUCUGGCUGAGUUCCGUGUGGGAUUUGCUCGGCUCCCGGAAUUUCCCGACGCUCCGGGAGCUUUUCCCGCUCCUCCUUUUGGGGUUUUUUAUGGUUAAUGGAUCUUUUCCUAAUAAAACAGUUCCGUGUGGAAAACCUUGUCCCUUGUCCUGCAGAGGAGCGGGAA
Molecule: messenger RNA, 1156 nt
Organism: Pseudopodoces humilis (Tibetan ground-tit)
Lineage: Eukaryota; Metazoa; Chordata; Aves; Passeriformes; Paridae
Gene: CCDC12
Product: coiled-coil domain containing 12
Cellular component (GO): post-mRNA release spliceosomal complex; U2-type spliceosomal complex
Source: RefSeq, a predicted model, not a curated record